GGAGCGAGCCUCUGGCUGGGGGAGGCGGCGUCUUAGGCCCUCCGGGAGCGCCGGGCCCUGUCUCCGACCGGGUCUCUCCAGAGUACGCGUUCCCGGCUGCGACUGUCCCGGCCGUUUCCGGCAGAAGUGGUCAGCGAGGGAAAGAGAAGUGACUUCUCCAUGGGUCUCAAGCUCCCGGCUGUUUUGCUGUUCCCUCCCGGGAUCUCCUUCCCUCCUUUCUGUUUCCCUGUGCUUCCCCCUUCCAUCUCUCGGCGCUGGAGGAGUUAAACCGACGCCAGCUUUGAGUCCUUGGCCUCGUGGCUGCGGCGUUCUCAGCCUCCAGCGCUCGGGCUCUUUCCGUCGUUUUGGGCUGCGAGACCAUACCACGUAGGGGUCCUUUUUGUUCAUCGAUUCCAGAGACCUUUCGGAUGUUUGUACCGUGCUGUACUAAAAGGGUCUUGGCCCUCCGAGCCCUCCCCACCGUCGCCCUCGAGUGCUUCCACUAUCACUGUGAAAUCCCAAGUCCUAAUUUUUUUUGACUUCGUGUUAUUUUACGUGCUCUUUAGAAAACAGGAGCUCAGAUUAGCUCCAACACCGGCAAGUCUGGCCUCCUGUGACCAGAUUUAUAAAGAACUCUUGAGAAUUCCUGGUGUUUCAUCAUACAUACAACUGAGAUCAGGCACUGUGGAGGCGCUGGAAUAUAACUGUGAUCAAAAUAGAGAAGGUCUUUACUUUCAUGGAGUCCACAUUCCUGUGUGGGCACAGGUGGAGAGAAGAUGACAGACAAAGGAAAUCCUUUUAGCCUGCUGUCUCUGGACCAAAAAAAAAAAAUGACAUCUAUUAUCAAAUUAACUACCCUUUCUGGGGUCCAAGAAGAAUCCGCCCUUUGCUAUCUUCUCCAAGUUGAUGAGUUUAGAUUUUUACUGGACUGCGGCUGGGAUGAACACUUUUCUAUGGAUAUUAUAGAUUCCCUGAGGAAGCAUGUUCACCAGAUUGAUGCAGUACUGUUGUCUCACCCCGAUCCUCUCCACCUUGGUGCCCUCCCGUAUGCUGUCGGAAAGUUGGGUCUGAACUGUGCUAUCUACGCAACCAUUCCUGUUUAUAAAAUGGGACAGAUGUUCAUGUAUGAUCUUUAUCAGUCUCGACACAAUACAGAAGAUUUUACACUCUUCACGUUAGAUGAUGUGGAUGCAGCCUUUGAUAAAAUACAGCAGCUAAAAUUCUCUCAAAUUGUGAAUUUGAAAGGUAAAGGACAUGGCCUGUCUAUCACACCUCUGCCAGCCGGUCAUAUGAUAGGUGGAACAAUAUGGAAAAUAGUCAAAGAUGGAGAAGAAGAAAUUGUUUAUGCAGUUGACUUUAACCACAAGAGGGAGAUCCAUUUAAAUGGAUGUUCCCUGGAAAUGCUAAGCAGGCCCUCCUUACUUAUCACAGAUUCAUUUAAUGCUACAUAUGUGCAGCCUAGAAGAAAACAGAGAGAUGAGCAGCUUCUGACAAAUGUCCUGGAAACACUUCGAGGUGAUGGAAAUGUUUUAAUAGCAGUGGACACAGCAGGCAGAGUUUUGGAACUUGCUCAACUUCUGGAUCAGAUUUGGAGAACUAAAGAUGCAGGAUUGGGUGUUUACUCAUUGGCACUCCUGAAUAAUGUCAGUUAUAACGUGGUGGAGUUUUCUAAGUCCCAGGUAGAAUGGAUGAGUGAUAAAUUGAUGAGAUGUUUUGAAGACAAAAGAAAUAAUCCGUUUCAGUUUCGCCAUCUCUCUCUAUGUCAUGGUCUUUCUGACUUGGCUCGGGUACCUAGCCCUAAAGUUGUACUUGCCAGCCAACCUGACCUGGAAUGUGGAUUUUCAAGGGAUCUCUUCAUUCAAUGGUGUCAAGACCCUAAAAACUCAAUCAUCCUAACUUACAGAACUACUCCGGGCACUUUAGCACGUUUCCUAAUUGAUAAUCCUUCUGAAAAAAUUACAGAAAUAGAGCUGAGGAAACGUGUGAAGCUUGAAGGGAAAGAACUUGAGGAAUACUUGGAAAAAGAGAAACUAAAGAAAGAAGCUGCUAAAAAGCUUGAGCAGUCAAAAGAGGCAGAUAUAGAUUCCAGUGAUGAGAGUGACAUUGAGGAAGAUAUUGACCAGCCAUCAGCUCAUAAGACGAAGCAUGACUUGAUGAUGAAAGGUGAAGGCAGUCGUAAAGGAAGUUUUUUCAAACAGGCAAAAAAGUCUUAUCCUAUGUUUCCUGCCCCAGAAGAAAGAAUUAAAUGGGAUGAAUAUGGAGAGAUUAUCAAACCAGAGGAUUUCUUGGUGCCAGAGCUUCAAGCUACUGAAGAAGAAAAAAGCAAAUUAGAAUCUGGUUUGACAAAUGGAGAUGAACCCAUGGAUCAGGAUUUAUCUGAUGUUCCUACUAAAUGUAUUUCUACAACAGAGUCUAUUGAAAUAAAAGCCCGUGUUACCUACAUAGACUAUGAAGGACGCUCUGAUGGGGAUUCCAUUAAAAAAAUCAUAAAUCAGAUGAAGCCACGACAGUUGAUCAUCGUCCAUGGCCCACCAGAGGCCAGUCAAGAUCUGGCAGAGUGCUGCCGUGCCUUUGGUGGGAAAGAUAUUAAAGUGUACAUGCCAAAGCUACAUGAAACAGUUGAUGCCACUAGUGAAACUCACAUCUACCAGGUGAGAUUAAAAGACUCACUUGUCAGCUCUCUUCAGUUUUGUAAGGCAAAAGAUGCUGAAUUGGCUUGGAUAGAUGGUGUCUUAGAUAUGAGAGUUUCCAAAGUGGACACAGGGGUUAUUUUAGAAGAAGGAGAACUAAAGGAUGAUGGAGAAGACUCAGAAAUGCAAGUGGAUGCUCCCUCAGAUGCCAGCGUUAUAGCGCAACAAAAGGCCAUGAAAAGUCUGUUCGGAGAUGAUGAAAAAGAAACAGGUGAAGAAAGUGAGAUCAUUCCUACUUUGGAACCCUUGCCACCUCAUGAGGUUCCUGGACAUCAGUCAGUUUUUAUGAAUGAACCAAGACUGUCAGACUUCAAACAAGUUCUUUUACGGGAGGGAAUUCAAGCUGAAUUUGUAGGCGGUGUACUUGUUUGCAACAAUCAAGUAGCAGUCCGUAGAACGGAAACUGGACGCAUUGGAUUAGAAGGCUGCCUUUGUCAAGACUUUUAUAGGAUAAGAGACCUUUUAUAUGAACAAUAUGCCAUUGUGUAAAGGACAUGAUGUCAAGAAGUAUCUGCUUGACCUUUCUAAGGAAAAAGGAUUCUUAUCUUACUCUGAGCUUUUGAUGUUUUGUUUUGUAACAUACGAAAAGAAUCUGCCAGAAAAACUUACAUGUAUUAGAUUUUUAAAAAUGUAAAUAGAGAACAUUUUGCAAAUGCUCACAUGAGCAUUCUAUCUUUUGGCUUCCAAAGUGGUAGAGUUCUAACAGGUAUAGAGGCCCAAGAGUUGACGGUGAUUGGUUUUCUUUGCAUACUCCUUGUUCUGGAAGGGCUUUUUACUUGAAUAAAACAAUGCAACUUAGCAAACCAAUUCAUGGCCUUAGAGAAACAUUUUUGCAUGGGUUCUUACAAACUGUUAUAUUUUCUGGAAAGAUAAGUGAGAAUUAUUUAGAAAAGACAUGCUCCAAAAAAGAAAACUGUUAAAGCAAUUUUUUGAAGCUUAAUAUGUGUUAUGACUCCUUCCAAUUUGAGUAUGCAAUUGUUUUCACAGCCAGGAUAUCUGUUUUCCACUCGUAUUUCCCAGUGAUUCACUCGAGGGUAAGGUAGUACACAUUUCAUUUAGAAAUCAAUUUUUAUUUCUCCUAUGUCUUGUUUUAUCAAGAUUUUGUUGCAUUUUAAUUUAAAGUAUAACACCAUCAUUUCAAUAUACAUAAUUUAAAAGAACUCCUUGGUGCAGUAUCGUCUUAAGAGUUCUGCAUACAUUUUAGAAACAUCUUAACCAUCAGUUAGGUUCUGUAUUAAACUGUUUAGUGCUCUGUUUUUGUUUUUGUGGUAGAGCCUAGCUCUGUUGCGCAGGCUGUAGUGCAGUGGCACUAUCUCGGCUCACUGCAACCUUUGCCUCCUGGGUUCAAGCAGUUCUCCUGCCUCAGCCUCCUGAGUAGCUGGGAUUGCAGGAACCUGCCACCACGUCCAGGUAAUUUUUGUAUUUUUGGUAGAGAUGAGGUUUCACUGUCUUGGCCAGACUGGUCUUGAACUCCUGACCUUGUGAUCUCUCUGUCUCAGCCUCGCAGAGUGCUAGCUAGGAUUACAAGCAUAAGCCGCCGUGCCCGGCCAAGUGCUUUGUUAUUAAGAAAACAAAUGUUGAACCUCACACUUUUAUGAGGUGAUGGUAUAAUUUAAUUAAAAGGUGUAAAUGUUUUUGUCUCUUAGGCUUGCUCUCUCCUAAGGUCACCAAAGCAGUGGUUGGAUUUUAUAUACAUUGCUACUAAAAUAAUACUGAAGUUGGAAAAGGUUUUCCUUUUUGUGUUCAUGUCUUUCUUGUGAUUAACCACUCUGAUAUAGUAUAAACCACUGUGUUCAAGAGUAAAAACAAUAUAUGCAAUUUUCAUUGAAUUUAAGCAGUGAAAGCCAUGUUGCCCUAUUAUAAUCCACUGAUGCUUUUUUAGAAAGUAGCUUAAUCAUGGCAGACCUUGAUGUUUAUUUCUCAAAUGGUUAAGCCCUCCUCUUUACCCUUAGUUUUUUUUUUUGUUUUUUUUUUUGAGACAGAGUCACUCAGGCUGGAGUGUAGUGGUGAGAUUUUGGCUCACUGUAACCUCUGCCUCCAAGGUUCAAGUGAUUAUCCCACCUCAACCUCCCAACUAGCUGGGACUACAGGUGUGUACCACUACACCUGGCUAAUUUUUGUAUUUUUAGUAGAGACAGGGUUUCACCAUGUUGGCCAGGCUGUUCUCGAACUUCUGACCUCAAGCAAUCCACCCACCUAUGCCUUCCAAAGUGCUGGGAUUACAGGCAUGAGCCACAAUGCCUGGCCUACUCUUGGAUUUUUGGGAGACUCAAUCUUCUUAUUUAACUAUAUAUAGAACAAGCCAGUAAUAUCAGACUUGAAUUACAAUGUCAUUCUGUUUCAAAUGCUUCCAAAGCUUCUAUUAUAGAUUAUAGUGUGAAUGCAAAGUUUACAGACUUUUGAUAUGGAAAACCAGAUACACAAAACAAUGUUAUAAAAGGCAAAUAUAAAGAGUAUAUAUAUAUUUUUUAGUGCUUUGAAAAUAUUUCACUUAAAUUCUUAUUACUAUAUAGAUUAAGCCCUAUAGUGCUGUUUCUAUUCCAAGGGAAAGGAAAUCUGAAUUUGUUUUAUGGUUUAAAGUAUCUGGUUUACAUAUUAUAUUGUAAUACUGAUAUGGUUUGGUUGUGUUCCCACCAAAUUGAAUUGUGUUAAUAGUUUCCAUAAUCCCCACAUGUUGUGGGAGGGACCCAGUGGGCAGUAAUUUAAUCACGGUGGCGGUUACCGUCAUGCUGUUCUUGUGAUGGUGAGUCCUCAUGAGAUCUUAUGGUUUUACAAGGGUAUUUCCCCCCUUUGCUUGGCACUUCUUCCUGCUGCCAUUUGAAGAAGGACAUGCUUGCUUCCCAUUCCAUCAUGAUUGUAAGUUUCAUGAGGCCUCCCCAGCCCUGUGGAACUGUGAGUCAAUUAAACCUCUUUCCUUUAUAAAUUACCCACUCUUGGGCAGUUCUUUAUAGCAGCAUGAGAACAUACUUAUAUGAAUACCAAUAUUGAAAAAUUGUUUCUUGCCUUUUUUGUUGUCCUAGGAAGAAGAAUUAAAUUUUAAAGUACUACUUUAA
This is a messenger RNA of Callithrix jacchus (white-tufted-ear marmoset), 5722 nucleotides long. RefSeq names its product cleavage and polyadenylation specific factor 2 (gene CPSF2). Gene Ontology annotation, molecular function: RNA binding. Lineage: Eukaryota; Metazoa; Chordata; Mammalia; Primates; Cebidae. Gene Ontology annotation, cellular component: mRNA cleavage and polyadenylation specificity factor complex. Gene Ontology annotation, biological process: mRNA 3'-end processing by stem-loop binding and cleavage. The record is from RefSeq and is a predicted model, not a curated record.